Messenger RNA from Symbiodinium pilosum, 638 nucleotides. The record is from the annotation of a GenBank genome assembly. NCBI's taxonomy places the organism in Eukaryota, Dinophyceae, Suessiales, Symbiodiniaceae.
AUGGGUGCAGACACCAAGGCGAAAGAUGGAAAGCCCGACUCCAAGAACAAGACCAAGGACGGCAAACCGCCUGGGCGAGGUAAAGUGAAGGCUAAGCCGCAGAAGACGAUAUUCUGCAUGUUCAACUUUCAGGGAGUGUGCAAAUUCUCUGCAGAAGAUUGCAUUUAUGCGCACAGCUUGGAGGAGAUGCGUGGCGCCCGCUGUGUCCGAGGCUAUCCAGUUGGAGGACAAGCAGGGGAACCAGUUGCCAAAGGCAACUUGAUUCCCAAUGCCCCACAGGUCAUGGAAUUGCCUCCCGUAUCCACACUUCUUGACGCAGGACCGCCGAGCACGUUUCCGCCAGCGCUUGCCACCUUGCCUGAGAGCUUGGCUCCAGAGGGGCAGUCGUUGCAACUCACAUCUGCACCCCACGUAGGGGCCAGACCUUCGAAAGAACAAGUGGUCCUGCUGCAACAGGCCAUUGCAGAGUUGCAGCUGCAGUGUGAGAUUGUGAACCACCUUCUGGAAUCAGUUGAGGUUGCGAGGAGGACGUGCAAUGAAGCGGUUUGGAUAUCGCAGCAGGGAGUUCAGUGCGCAGCAGGCUGGCAUCCAGGCAUCUCGGAGCCCGAGCCAAAGCUUGGGCAGCGUGCCGCAUCUGC